AUGAAUGCUACCUAUCGAUCCCCCAACUCGCCUGAGCGUCAGCGAGUACCUCCUGCCCCUCGAUACCCCCGACCUCCGUCUGAUGACGAAGAGGACGACUCCGAUGAAGAGGAAUUGGUUCGCCCCGGAUCCUCCGGUAGUGACGCCUCUUCAAAUGUGACCACCGUUUCCGCCGCUCCUAUCACUCCGAUCAAUACUCAACUUCCCUCUGGGAGUUACUUCCCUCCACAACCACGCUCGGCCACUUCACCUCAUCAACCUAUGCCGAACCCAACAGGGCGAAAGCCCUCUGGCCGGGGACCCUCCAUCGAGCUACCCCGGCACCGAUCACGGCAUCAUUCACAAGGCUUCUUUGAGCCAUCCCUGCCAACCACCUCCUCCGACCAGACCCCUACCGUGUCAGCCUCCCGUAUCGCCGCCCAGGCAGCAAUGCAGCAGAUGAAAAGGCAACAAAAUGUUACGACCCCGAUAGAGGAUGGUUCCCGUCCUAGGCGCAGUGGAAGUGACUCACCUCCCCUUAUGCCUCCCCCAUUGCGGGUCAAUCAGCCCUCCCCCCAGCCGCCUCUACCAUCGGGGAACGUGGCUACGACAGCUGCGAAUGUGGUCUUCCCGCGAUCUGGUGCUACACCGAUAGAACUCCAGCCCGAGAAACAGAAGAAAAAGAAGCUAUUCUCAAAGCCAAAGCACAUUGGAAUCAGCAGUCAUAAAGAUCUGGGCAAAGACCGUGCUCUUCCCUCCCCGAGCAAGAUUAGUGGGUUAUCGCGCAUGGUCAGCGGCUCGGCUACAAACUUGACCGACUUAUCCUCGAACAACUCGUCGAUGUACAAUCUGUCAAAUGCCUCGGUGAGCACGGUUGUCCCCGCAGAUCGUCCGCCGCUUCCAGAGAAGGAAAAGGAUAAGGAUAAGGACAAGCACAAGCAUCAUUUCCUGUCGAGGCAGAAACUCAAAUUAAAAGACCGUGUCGAUGACCACUUCAAUCUCCCCCUAUCAUCGGCCUCCAGUAAUUCUCGUCCGGCAGACCCCAAUGCCCCACAAUCUUUAUACUCAUUCACACCUGCGUCUCCGGCUCCUGGAGCGACAUUUGGCAAGUCGGUCAGUGGGUUGGAUCUUCUGCAUGGCGGUCGAGCACUACGUGAGAAGAAAAAGGAGGAGAAGGCGCUCGCCGAGUCGGAGCAGUUGGAAUGGCUGGCUAACAAUGCCGGCGCACCCACGACACCUGGUGGCUUCCCAGGCCCGUCUUCGGUUGGUUCGGGGACAUUCCCCGAGUCUAUUCUUCGGGAGACCUUACAAGGGUUUGGGUUGAAUAAUAUGACCCCAGAGGAUGCGUGGGACUUCCUUAAAGCGAAGCUGCUAGUCAUCUUCGACGGUGAAGACGUGCGCAUUGCCAUUGAAGAUCUCAACAAGCUGGUGCUGGUUCACCUGCAGCGUUGUGUCCUCAAGAGGACCCCUGCAUCUAUUGUAAUAGAUCUGCAAGAACUUCUACACACUGGAUUUGCGACUUUGAACCACAGUUCACUGGCUGGCCUCCCAGACGAAAAGCUAGUCCCGCAUCUGGUUCAAGUGUGGCUGCUGGUGUUUGGCACGAUUCUGCCCUUCAUCCAGGCUGUCUUUCUCCCCUUGGAUCUUGAGUUCAAGGGCUGUGGAUCGUUGAUGACUAGCCGAGAAGCCGGUGAAUUCUGGGGUGUUCUUCCUGUUGGUGCAACCCUCGACGUGCGAAGUCUAGUCUUGAUUGCCUUCCGUGACUGCAUCAUCAUGAAUCGCUACGAUGCUCUCAAAGCAACCUUUUCCCGGCUCAGCCUAGACUCCAUCAACUCUGGAUUCCCAACGCUCAGCGUCACAACCAAGAGUACCGGAACUGGAGCCCGCCCGGGCACCGCAGCCUCGCUCGAUGCUGGAUUAGGCAGCUUCAACUCACAGUCAUCCACGCUUCUCAGCACCAUCGCCGACAGUUACUCCUCUGAUGGCAUAAGUGCCCUGGCUAACCACCCACGUCCAUCAAGCAGUGACUCUCGCAGCCGUGCUGCCUCGAACACAUCUUCCAACGCAGACCCCUUCUUCCAGUCCAUCGCAUCUCCCUCAACCACCAACAACCGGCCCACGAUUAUCCACCGUGGCACAUCCACUGACUCCUCUCACAUCAUCACAGAGACCGUCGGUCGCAUGCUGCAAUGCAUCAGCGUUCUGGCCAGCGUUCAGACAGACGACCCUGCUCAAGAGCGGAUGGAUGUUUUGAGCAAAGUUCUCAAACACAACUGGCUCGGCCGCGGCCGCACAGGCCGUGAUCGUCGCGGCUUUGUCGGCGCCAAGAUCCGGCCUGUCAUGGUCGGUGGGCCUCCUGUCAUCGAUGAUGCAGAUUCCCUCACUACGGCUGGCAUCAGUAUCGGUGCUAGUACUAGUACAGGUGGAUCCCGGGGCCGGGGUGACUCGUCCUCGUCGGAAUGGAGUUCUAAUGUUCCGGGAGCUGGCAUGAGUAUGCGUAGUGGUGGUAGACGAGAACUAAGUGUUCUCUAA
Molecule: messenger RNA, 2511 nt
Organism: Penicillium coprophilum
Lineage: Eukaryota; Fungi; Ascomycota; Eurotiomycetes; Eurotiales; Aspergillaceae
Exons: 1
Coding region: 1-2511 (836 amino acids)
Biological process (GO): TORC2 signaling
Cellular component (GO): TORC2 complex
Source: RefSeq, a predicted model, not a curated record